Messenger RNA from Cantharellus anzutake, 1149 nucleotides. RefSeq lists its product as uncharacterized. Gene Ontology annotation, molecular function: 4-hydroxy-tetrahydrodipicolinate synthase activity. The record is from RefSeq and is a predicted model, not a curated record. Lineage: Eukaryota; Fungi; Basidiomycota; Agaricomycetes; Cantharellales; Hydnaceae. Bases 1 to 1149 code for a protein of 382 amino acids. The transcript has 6 exons.
AUGACGCCUGUUGCAAUGGCCAUCCAUGGACUCGUAAACGGGCACAGUCAGCCAUCCCAACCGCCUCGUUCGAUUCGACCUGGAGUGUUUGCACCAAUCCCCACCUUCUUUACGGCAGGGACUCAAGACCUAGACUUGGAAACAUUCAAGAUUCAGGUUGUCAAAGUGGCGAUCGCAGGAGUUGGAAUCGUCAUCGCCGGUACUAUGGGCGAGGCACACCAUCUUUCCCCAUCGGAACGCAUUGCGCUUAUUAAGGCAGCUCGGAGUGCGCUCGAUGACGCCUCCCCUUCUCUCGCUCAUGUGCCCAUCAUCGCUGGCACAGGUUCCGGGUCAACAAAGCAAACCAUUGAACUUACACACGAUGCGUAUCAGGCAGGAGCCGAUUACGCAAUUGUCAUCAUGAGCGGCUUCUUUGCAGGUGCUCUAGCAUCUAACAGGAAUGCGUUGAAGAGGUAUUGGAGUGAUGUGGCGGAGAACAGCCCUUUGCCGCUGUUCAUUUAUAACUAUCCAGGUGCAGCCGGUGGUAUUGACCUAGAAUCGGAUCUGAUCGUAGAACUCGCCGAGGAAAACCCAAAUAUCAUUGGAAUCAAGCUAACGUGUGGAAAUGUGGGGAAGCUGACACGCAUAGCAGCCGAAACUGCGGAUCCUGUGUGGAUGAAAGCUCAUCCCCGAAGCAUUCCAUCCCCGUUCCUCGUGCUUGGAGGGUUCGUAGACUUUCUUCUCCCCUCCGUCUUCGCAAACGCACACGGCGCCAUAACGGGCCUCGCAAAUGUGGCACCCCAUGCCAUCAGAACUCUUUCCGAUCUUUCUUUCGCAUGCCAUCCAUCUUCUCCUGUCCCAACCAAAGGCGAACAGCCCGAUCUCUCACGCAAAUCGAUUUUCGCAGAAGCACAACGUUUGCAGGGAAUCAUUGCGAAUGCAGAUCGAACCAUUGCAUUAGCUGGAGUAGCCGGAACGAAAUGGCUACUGCGUCGUCAGGAUCCGGGAUUGUUCCCUCCUGGUUCUGAAUGUCCUAGAAGACCGUUGAUGAAACUUGAUGAUGAGGCUGGAGAAAGGUUGUGGAUGCAGAGAGAUGUAGUAGCGCUCAAGGUCGAAGAAUCGAAUGCUGCUGCUAGUGCUGGUGCUUCUUGCAGUACGACCGUGGCGUAA